CACAUACACAGCGGUUGUGCAAGGAGCGAGUGCAUGAAGUUUUUUUGUUUGGGCUUUUGUCUUGGAACGUGUCCCUGCGAUAACGACAACAUUAAACCGUGCUGCUGCUCUCAGUCUGACCCGGCAUGUCUCAGGAUAGUCAACAUGGCAAGUGGACCAUCUCCAGCAGUGAUGAUGAUGAUGAGGACCUUCCUCCUUCAGGGAGGUCCUCAAAUAUAAAUAAUAACUCCCAUCAGCCUAAAUCUUCUCCUGCCUCUACACCAGAAGCGGUAAGAACCACUGUAGAUAUAAAACCAGAACCAGCUAAAACCCCUGUGUCCUCUCUUGUCAUCGGCUCUGAAGCCAGACAGGCGGCUGCAAUGAACCAGUUAAAUCCAGUGAAGCUUGAAUCUAGUCCAUCACUGACCGGAAAGCGGAAGAAAGAAGUGUCAGAAGGCUCGGGCUGGGCUCUGUCUGAUAGUGAUGAUGAUGACGAAAGUGUUAAGGGGAAGAGUCUUAGUAGUGUCCCAAAGAAGGCUCCACCCAGUCCCAAAGCAAAGAAGGUGAAGGUGGAGAACGAGCGUCCGCCAAGUCCCCACGGGCGGCUCUACUACAUCGAUGAGCCGGAGGACUUCUUUGAAUCCAGCGUCCCCUGUCUGAAUGACACCUACAGGUUUUACCUCAAUAAGGUGACGGGGUUGGACAAGAAGUACAACAGCGGAGCUCUGCACAUCAGAGAUAUCCUCUCCCCAUUAUUCGGAACCUUGAAAGAAUCAGUUCAGUUUAACUACUGCUUUGAUAUUGCCUGGAUGGUUCAGCAGUACCCCCCAGAGUUUAGGACCCGUCCAGUUCUCAUCGUCCACGGGGAUAAAAGGGAGGCCAAAGCCCGGCUCGUCCAACAGACUCAGCCCUUCCCUCAUGUCCGACUGUGCCAGGCGAAGCUGGAUAUUGCUUUUGGAACUCAUCACACGAAGAUGAUGUUGCUGUGGUAUGAGGAAGGCUUCAGGGUCAUCAUUUUGACCUCUAACCUGAUCAGAGCUGACUGGUACCAGAAAACACAAGGGAUGUGGAUGAGCCCUCUGUUUCCACGGUUACCAAAGGGCAGCGGCAGUAGUGCAGGUGAAUCCCCGACCUUCUUCAAGAGGGAUCUGCUUGAAUACCUGGCGUCGUAUAGAGCACCAGAACUGGAGGAGUGGAUCCAGCGAAUCAAAGAGCAUGACCUCUCAGAGACCAGGGUGUAUUUGAUUGGUUCAACUCCAGGGAGGUAUGUUGGUUCGGAUAUGGAGCGCUGGGGCCAUCUGAGGUUGAGGAAGCUUUUAAAUGAACACACAGAUCCUAUUCCUGGUGACCAAAGCUGGCCUGUGAUUGGCCAGUUCUCCAGCAUCGGCUCCAUGGGAUUAGAUAAGACCAAGUGGCUAGCGGGGGAAUUUCAGCGCACCCUGACCACAUUAGGAAAGUCGUCUGUUCGCUCAGAGCCGCCCAUUCACUUAUUAUAUCCAUCUGUAGACGAUGUGAGAACAAGUUUGGAAGGGUAUCCUGCUGGUGGAUCUCUUCCCUACAGCAUCCAGACAGCUCAGAAACAGGUCUGGCUUCACUCCUACUUCCAUCGAUGGAAGGCAAACACAACGGGAAGGACUCACGCCAUGCCACACAUUAAGACGUACAUGAGGGUGUCGCCAGAUUUCACUCAGCUUGCCUGGUUCCUCAUCACAAGUGCCAACCUGUCCAAAGCAGCGUGGGGUGCCCUGGAGAAGAACAACACCCAGGUGAUGGUCCGUUCAUAUGAGCUGGGAGUCCUCUACCUGCCCACUGCCUUUAACAUGAAGACCUUCCCUGUUCACAAAAAUCCAUUUCCUGUCUCCUCGUCCUCCACUGGAUUCCCCGUGCCCUUUGACCUCCCUCCUACAAGCUACUCUGCCAAAGAUCAGCCUUGGAUCUGGAACAUUCCGUACACUCAGGCUCCUGACACACACGGCAACGUCUGGGUUCCCUCCUGAACACUCGCAUAUCUCUACUGUAAAACAUUUGUCCAUAGUAAUGUGAUUAGAUGAUAGUUACCCCUAACAUUUUUUAUGUUUUAUACUGUCCUGUAGACUCACAUGAUUUGUAUCAUUAAAUAAAAGUAUGUUAACAUGUU
Sphaeramia orbicularis (orbiculate cardinalfish) is the source of this 2116-nucleotide messenger RNA. It is a transcript of the gene tdp1, whose product is annotated as tyrosyl-DNA phosphodiesterase 1. NCBI's taxonomy places the organism in Eukaryota, Metazoa, Chordata, Actinopteri, Kurtiformes, Apogonidae. Bases 126 to 1976 code for a protein of 616 amino acids. Gene Ontology annotation, cellular component: nucleus. Gene Ontology annotation, molecular function: double-stranded DNA binding; 3'-tyrosyl-DNA phosphodiesterase activity; single-stranded DNA binding. The record is from RefSeq and is a predicted model, not a curated record. The transcript is spliced from 16 exons. Gene Ontology annotation, biological process: DNA repair.